Messenger RNA from Erigeron canadensis, 1971 nucleotides. RefSeq lists its product as uncharacterized. NCBI's taxonomy places the organism in Eukaryota, Viridiplantae, Streptophyta, Magnoliopsida, Asterales, Asteraceae. The transcript has 4 exons. The record is from RefSeq and is a predicted model, not a curated record. The coding region runs from base 1 to 1971 and encodes 656 amino acids.
AUGGGGAUGAUGUUGGUCCUGCGUUUGUUGCGCAUUAUAAGUCUUUCAUUGGUUCUCCUGGGCAGGUUUCUCGAUUUGAUUAUGAUGAUCUUUUUGAUAAGAAACUGUCACCUAAUUGGGCUAUGGAGAUGGUCAAAGCUAUUACUGAUGUUGGCAAUUUUUGAUAUGGGCGACGAGAAAGCUCCAGGGCCUGAUGGUUUUUCUGUGGCGUUUUUCAAGAGUUCUUGGGAUGUUAUUGGUCCUAGUGUUAUUGAAUCGGUAAGGGAUUUCUUUGUUCCAGCUUUCGUGCCUGGAAGGCGGAUCUUUUACAAUAUUCAGCUUACUCAGAAUUUGAUGCAUAAUUAUUACUUGGAUAGAGGUACGUCUAGAUGUGCUUUCAAGGUUGAUAUUCAAAAGGCUUAUGAUACUGUUGAUUGGCGUGUUUUAAAGAGGAUUCUCAUUGAAUUUGGUUUCCAUCCUCAUAUGAUUCAUUGGAUUAUGAUGUGUGUUGCGACCCCAUCAUUCUCUCUAAGUAUUAACGGAUCGUUACAUGGAUUUUUUGCGGGAAAGCGAGGGUUGAGACAAGGUGACUCAUUAUCGCCUUAUCUCUUUACUCUUGUCAUGGAGGUCUUAACGCUAUUGCUAAAGAGGAAAGUUUCUAAAUCGGGUGAUUUUACUUAUCAUCCACAAAGUGAAGAGUUGGAUAUUAUUAACCUCUGUUUUGCAGACGACUUAAUUAUUUUUCUACAUGCUGAUGUCAAGUCUGCCACAGUAGUUAUGAAGGCUUUGGAUGAGUUUAAAGCAACGUCUGGGUUAGCUCCUAGCUUGCCUAAAGGUAAGCUCCCGGUUAAGUAUCUUGGUGUUCCACUUGUUUCCACUCGAUUGAUUUACAGCGAUUGUAGAGAACUGGUUGAAAGAGUACAAGACAGAAUUUCUGAUUGCAAGAACAAGUUCUUAUCAUUUGCGGGUCAUCUCCAACUGGUACAAUCUGUUCUUUCCUCUAUGCAUGUAUAUUGGUCUACGAUGUUUAUGCUCCCGAGCAGAAUUAUUCAGGAAAUUGAACAUUUAUUGCGGGGUUUCCUUUGGUCGCAAGGGAAACUUAAACGAGGUCAGGCGAAAGUUGCUUGGGACGUUGUCUGUUUACCGAAAUCAAAAGGGGGAUUGGGUAUUAGGCGACUUGAGAGUUUCAAUGUAGCCCUUUUAUCGGUUCAUAUAUGGAACCUAUUUACUCAUAAAGAAUCUCUUUGGUUAUCUUCAUCGGUUUCUGGUCUCGUUACUGGAAAUGAUUGGAAUUGGCCUCAAGCUUGGAAAGACAGAUUCCAAAAUCUAAAUCCUCCUAGCUUAUCUAAUGUUAUACCAGAUGCACUAUAUUGGAAAGGAAGCGAUGGUACUUUACAAGUUUUUUCAGUGGAGACGGUUUGGAAUGAUAUUCGUCCUAGGAUUGUGGAAGUAGACUGGUUUCAUGUCGUUUGGUAUCCUCAAUGUAUUCCGAAACAUGCGUUUCAUCUAUGGCUAGUCAUGAAGAAAAAACUAAAAACACAAGAUCUUCUUCGACUAUGGGAUGUUCCGAAUGGCUUGGCUGCCCCUCUGGUGUGCACGCUAUGUGAAUUACAGGCUGAUUCUCAUGACCAUCUUUUCUUUCAAUCUACCUAUUCUAUGCAGGUCUGGAUCGGUGUUUGUGCAAGAGCAACAAUCCAUGUUCCUUGGGUGGAUUGGAAUGAUAUUGUUGCAAGCAUUAUUCCCACAGCUAUAAAGAAAUCGGCUGAGAAUUUUGUGAAGAAAUUAGUUUUGGCUUCUACGUCUUACUAUAUUUGGCAAGAGCGUAACUCAAGACUAUUCAUGAAAAAGAGUAAGAGAUCGCCUCAACAAUUGAUGGAAGUUAUCCUUGGAACUGUUCGACUAAAGUUGAUUACUUUAAAGUUCAAACAGAAUUCUCGAGUUGGUAAAAUGCGGGAGACAUGGAAUCUGCCAAGCUUGGUGGUCGCUACUUAA